This is a messenger RNA of Gaeumannomyces tritici R3-111a-1, 5682 nucleotides long. RefSeq lists its product as hypothetical. The coding region runs from base 475 to 4431 and encodes 1318 amino acids. Lineage: Eukaryota; Fungi; Ascomycota; Sordariomycetes; Magnaporthales; Magnaporthaceae. Gene Ontology annotation, molecular function: guanyl-nucleotide exchange factor activity; phosphatidylinositol binding; SNARE binding. Gene Ontology annotation, biological process: early endosome to late endosome transport. The transcript is spliced from 3 exons. Gene Ontology annotation, cellular component: plasma membrane; early endosome; tubular endosome. The record is from RefSeq and is a predicted model, not a curated record.
GGACCGUGCAACCUCCAGCUAUCAUCUUCACCUGGAGCAGGUACCCCGUGCUUGUUUUGGGGAACCCGCAAUUCACACUCCCCUCACAUCGAGCUGCAUUCCAUCAGGGGCGGCUUUCAUUCCAUUCUAGUCGUUCAGCCCCAUCCUUAACUGUCACCGUCAUCAUCACCCGCACUACACUGCACAUUGAUCUGGCUCUUCCUCAUCACCUCCUGGCCAUAUUUACCUCUAGUCAGCGACGACAACUGAUUCCGACACCAACGUAUAGGCACUCAGUCCUGAGUCUCCGUCCUCAACCUUCCUGCCCGGGCGGAUCUGAUGCACAGCCUCGCUCGUCCGCUGCGGUAGCUGGUGUUUGCGGCACCCCUGACUUGCCGCCGCCCCCGAGCCUUGGUGAUCGACACGACCGGAAGCUUCGGCUCGAUGCUGGAGUCCUGCCUCGCCCCAUACACACGAGAGCCUCACGCCGAGUGAAUGCAACCAUUAAACCCCUUCCUCGGCGCCUUCUUCAAAAGCUCGCUGCCGGCCCAAUGCAGUCCUGCCACCCACCACGUCCUGCUUGUCCCCGCGACUGAUGUGCUCCUCACGUCCCGCGAUGCCGAGAGCGGCGGCUCUUUGGCCGAGUCUGUCGCAUCCGAAGAGUUUCUAGCGAGCCAUGUGCUUCGCAUCCCUCCUCUCGCCAUAGGCAAGGAGGGUGCGCAGGCGCAGAACCUCUGUGAGAUGAGGGGCAAGGCGAAACAGUACAACACGGUGAAUAAUCGCAGCAUCGUGGUCAAGGACAACCUGGUGUACAGCAACAAAGGCUUCAAGAACCUCGCCCAUGCGACCCUCCUCGGCGAUGCGAUAUGGUAUUCGGACACGCUCGAACCCCGGCCAUGGCUGGUCUACUACAUCUCGCAACCUCUCGUCGGCUUCUGGGAGGAAGUCAAGAUCGUUCCCGCCAUUGUCCCUGGCCGUCCUCAGAUAGCCGUACUGCCAGAGCCGGCCGCUUCUCCAUCCUCGUCCAACGCUCGCAACGGCCCGGCUGCUCCGCGCAAAAAAGACAUCAAGAGCUUCCACGACCUCCUCAGCCACUUCCCUAUAAUAGCGCGGCAGAUGCAGCCCGGCUUGGAGAAGCUCCUUCGUGAAUUCACUACGGCCUUCGAGCGCCCUCUCCCUCCGCCCCCGUCGUCGCCGUACAUACCCGAUCCGGAGCCUGACGGUCCCAUCACAACAGCGAUUAAACGAGCGAGGUCAAACAGUACCUCUGCGAGCAAAAGCCCUGUCAUUGACGAAUCCAGUGCUAUACCCAACCCCGAAGACAUAUUUUCUGACGACGACGAGGAUGUCAUGAGAACCUCCCUCGAAACAGCCGUCACCGCCGCCAUCGAUCUAUUCCAAUCUGUGGAUAAACAGCAGCUCUCUCUCCUCGGGGCAACGACGGAUCUCACCGGGCCAGUGGCUGAGAGGCUGAUAGAGCGAUAUGUGGCGGAGCAUGUCCACCACGUCCUCUUUGUCAGACUUGUGGCGCUCAAGCAGCGGGAGGAUCUGGAGCUGGAUGCCAAGAUUCGCCAGAUGGGCUGUAUCGACAUGUCUCAGCUCGGACUGCCCAUCGAAGGUGGCUCGCGGGGGAGGCGCGAGCUCACGGCCAGGCUUGGACAGGCCGUGGAGGAGUUUAGAAAAAUCGUCGAUGCCCCAUGUCCUCAAGACAUGAUGGAGGUGCUCCUGUCGACCCUUAAAACGGUGACGUACGUGACAGACUCACCGCCACAGGCCGUCAGUCAUAGCGCUGGCUCAGCGCCCCCAGAAAAGCCGAUACUCACGAUAAACGCCGACACGCUCGUAUCCCUGCUGCUCUUUGUCAUUAUUCGAUCCAGGGUGCACCAGCUCCAGGCGCGGCUCUCAUACAUCCGACACUUCAUUUUUAUAGACGACGUUGAGAACGGCGAGAUGGGUUAUGCUCUGAGCACUCUAGAGGCCGUCUUGGUUUACCUGGAUCGAGACUCCGGGGCCCUCCGCCGCUCGAGCCGUCGCAACCAAUCAUUAUGGGACGCUGCAGCGAAAGGGGAUGUUCGAGAGUUAGGCAGGUUGAUGGAGCCGGGCGCCUAUGCAUCAUACAGCGAGGAGGUUGUGGAAUCUCCACCUUCCAGCCGACGCGCCUCCAGCAGCGACUUCUCUAUGUCCAACGGGGUACACUCUCGACAGUCGUGCGACAUCCUCUCCAUGUCUGAAAAGUUCUCACUGGGCUCCAGCCUUGCCCACGUCUUCCCGUUCCGCGCGAAUGGGGUUGAUGGCACCGGAAACUCUAGCUUGCUACCGGUGAAACGGGUCAAGAAGGUUGCCAUGGACAUGCGGAGCAUGUCUAGCGGAUCUGAGUUCUCCUUCCACUCCCGGGCUACUAGCGUCGGGACCCUAGGCAGCGUCUUCGAGGCCGACACGUCUAUGGAAACGCUGUCGCAAACACACAACCCCAGAGGCGAGUCAGUGCUCAUGAUCGCGGUGCAGAACCAGAGACAUGAUACGCUCGAGUAUCUCUUCUCACUGCCCGGCCUGUACACAGCCCAGUUCGUGCUUGACGACAGGAACAAUGAGGGAACCACGCUCCUUAGCGCCGCCGUGCAGUUGGGCCACGCGGAGCUCGUCAGGGUCAUCAUCGGCUUCCUUGAAAGCGCCGGCAUCGACCAGCGGGGCCUCACAGAGUAUUUCGCAGUGCAAGACAUAUGGGGUCGCAGCGUUGGGCACUACCUCUUCCAUGCGCCCUUCCUCAUCGAUGACUUUGGGGCAUUGGUGCCGUGGCGACAGAGAGACAAAAACGGGCAGACGCCCCUCUUUGCGCUUUGUCGGUCUUACGACCACGCCAUGUACCUCCAGAUGGUUGGCGGUGCCAUUGACGCGGCUACCUACUCCCAGGCUGAUGGACGGCCGCUUCACUUGGAUCAGCACGUCGACGCCAAGGGCAACACGCUGCUCCACAUCGUCAACAACGCUCAACUGGCACUCCGGAUCCUGCAGAGCUGCGACGUCGACGUGAAUGCAACGAACGAGAAACAAUUCACCCCGCUCAUGGUUGCCAGCAAAUACGGUCGCUUCGAGAUGGUACGGGCCUUCUACAGCGACCCUCGCAUCGACUUCGCGGCCAAGGAGCUGCGCGGACUGACGGCGGUCGAGCUGGCCAAGGACGACGACGUGCGGAACAAGAUCGAUGACCUCACGCUCUUUUCGAUGCCGGCUGGGCCCGACAUGCGGACCACAGCUGUGGUACGAGCCUACUUUGUCGAGGAUGCUACCAUCAGGUUUGUGCUCAAGUCCGGUGCACCUGUCGACAAGCACAGCUACGCCGUGACCACUUGCCGCAGGUCUCUUGCCGACUUUGAACAUCUGGCCAGCCUUCUGGCCAUGGAGAACCCGGCGUCCUGGAUACCGUCAAUCACCGGGCUCAGGUCUCCGUUCCAGCUGCCGUCCAAACCUAGCCGGGCAGCGCUCAAGGACCUGCAAAUGCGCAUGGACUGGUUCUUGCGCAUAAUGUUGACGCAUUCAACCUUUGCGACUCACGAGAUGUUGUGGGAGUUCUUUCUCGUGCCAGAUCUGCAGGCCGACAUGAUGGACCAGCGCAGCAUUCUCAAGGCCGAGACAAGGGCGGAAAAGGUCCGGGAGGAGCUGGAACCGCUGGACGAUGUCCGCGAGGUGGAGCGGUUCGUCGACCACGCGCUCGAAAUGGUCCGCAGCGUGGACUACUCGACCAAAAGCGUCGGCAGGCGGAUGAAUACUGUGGGCAUUGCUGCCACCGACUUUUUCACAUCAUGUCGCAUAUUCCAACGUGCGCUUGCCACGUUGAGUUUCUUGCCUGGGUCUCACCUUGCGGCAUUUGAGAUUUACGCCAGCGCCAUGGCGCCACCGACGAUCAGCCCCCAUAUGAGCUUUCAUGCCGCUUUUCUGGCGGUACAGUCAACAAUAGAAGCCAUAUUGGCGGCGCUGGCGCGACCGCACAAGCUGAUCAGCCAAAUCGAAAGCACGCGACGACAGGCCGAACGUAACUAUAAUUCCCUCAACCGGUCAACCAGGUGGCCUCUGGGCCUGCUGGACGACACGCGCCAGCGGAUGAACGAAGAACGUGAGGAGAAGCUGCGGCAGAGUCAGAUGGAAGGGAGAAACUUGUCCAAGGAACUCAAGUACAGUCAGCAGGUAGUGGCUGGAGAGUUAGCGGGCUGGCAAGACAUGCACGAGAAGGUGGGCCGGAAAGCUAUCAGAGACCUGGCCAGGGGCAUGGUCGUGAUGGAGCGGAUGAGGCUCGAGGGCAUCCGUAGGGCGCUGAGGAUGGUACAGGAGUCGGGGCGGUCAUCGGAAUCGAGCGGCUGGCCCUUGGGUCCUCCAGACCUCUCGGGGUCGAGCGCCCAGGAUUCACCAACAAGCGGUGAGGGCCGGGUAAUGGGAAAUGGUGUCGGGGAGCCGUGACCGACCAGGGGCGGUCCUCAUGGCCAGGCGACACAGUGACUAACGGACGCGCCUCAAAGGGACGCGUUACAUCAAGCAGCACGCGGCUAAUGGGUCCGACGAUGUGUCGGGCCCAGUCUUCGGCGGCGAACCAGCGAAGCCGGACCGGAGAGGUAGAUCAGGGAGGAUCACGUCGGAAGCCCACGCCGAUAUACCGAUAUCAUGUACUAAUUCGUGGCUGUAACGAGCUAGAGCCGGGCUGAAUACAAGCUGGAUUGGGGGCUCGGAGACUGUCACACAAGGUCGAAUACAAGACCUGCCGGCGUCCUGGGCUGGCAGAUGACUCCCUCGGUAGGUAGGUGCUCGCGAGGCUUGCAGGAGGGCUGGAGAUGCACAUGGGCGGGCGUGUUUCAGGGUAGACCAAGUUGGACAAGCAGCAAAUGCGGGCAUGGGAUCGCUUGGUGUGAGUCAGAGGGGAGCCCAUGGAUGUUGGUGACCGUAGAGGCAGACAAGCUCCCAACCUUCCGACUUUGCAGGUCGCACGAUGGGUGAAGCUAGCACAACGGACCGGAGCUGCAGCUCUCUCUUCCUAGGCGCAGACCGGACCCAGGGAUCGGCAGACCGGAGACCACCAGGACAAGAGUCAAAGGACCAAAAAAGGGCCGGCCAUGCGGAGGUUUCGUGGGUCCUCCUCCUUCCCCCACCCGGUGUGGCUUCCUUUCUGAUAUGCCGCAUCUGCACGAAUCCUUGGGGGAUGGAGGCACUCAACUAUGGUGAGUCACCCAACGGGCAGCGACAAGGGGGUUGAAAAUGUUUCGAAACAAAAAGAGGGCUGGGGAAACAUGGGUCUGGAUUGGAUGCGCGCAGGCCAAGGUGCUGUUCUUUUCCACGCACUAGUGGUGGAUGCAUGCACAUGCAGUCUGGGUUCAUGCAGCAGGGAGCCUAGAGCUGCCCCAUUGGCUGUCGCGGUCGCGCCAGAGGAGCACGAGCUCGGCUGGACGUGGGUGGGGUCGCGUCUGGAGACGAGACUUUGUUUUUUCCGUCCAUUGCUCUUCUUAUUGUUAUUACCGUAAUCGUCUUCCGCAACUCGCCGCUCUCCUCUUGAUAACCCCAGCCACAGUCCUAGUUUCAGUUAGGCGAGAGAAGUGCGGCUACAAUUCAGCACCAGCCCAAGGCUGCGGUCAGGAUACGCACCAAUGUGAAAGAAAUGAAGCAAAUAGACUGAAAUAUAGAGUUGACCAAUGAAUAUCAUUUACAUCAAUAUUUGAGCCA